AUGAGUCGGAAGGGCCCAUUAGUGAAAAAUAACGAGACGGAUGUCCCAACUCGUAUCGCCAUCGUCGAGAAGGACCGCUGCAAACCGAAGAACUGCGGAUUGGCGUGCAAACGAUCGUGUCCAGUCGUUAGACAAGGUAAUCCCAGUUUUUUUAAUUUGACACUGACAGUUGUGGUGUUAUAGGAAAGCAGUGCAUUAUUGUCGAAGCAACAUCCACGAUCUCGCAAAUCUCGGAAGUUUUGUGCAUUGGAUGCGGUAUCUGCGUGAAGAAAUGUCCGUACGACGCAAUCAAAAUCAUCAAUCUUCCGGCCAAUUUGGCGAAUGAAACUACUCAUCGUUAUUCGGCAAAUUCUUUCAAAUUACAUCGUCUGCCAACUCCGCGAUGCGGCGAAGUUCUCGGACUCGUCGGAACGAACGGUAUCGGAAAGUCGACGGCGCUGAAGAUUCUCGCCGGAAAGCAGAAACCGAAUCUCGGAAACUUUUCGAAAGAGCAAGAGUGGACGACGAUCAUCAACUAUUUCCGAGGCUCCGAGCUCCAGAACUACUUCACUCGUAUUCUGGAAGACACUUUGAAGUGCGUCAUCAAGCCACAGUAUGUCGAUCAGAUUCCGAGAGCCGCCAAAGGAACGGUCGAGCUGAAUUUGAAAAGAAAGCACGACAACGAUAAUUUGGACACGGUCAUCGAUCAAAUGGGUCAGUUUCUUAGAAGCUGUUAAAACGGCAUUCGACUGUUUCAUUUUAGAGCUCCGUGGUCUUCUCCAACGUAAUAUUGAGCAGUUGUCCGGAGGAGAACUUCAACGUUUCGCCAUCGCAAUGUGUUGCGUGCAGAAGGCCGACGUCUACAUGUUCGACGAGCCAUCCUCCUAUUUGGAUGUGAAACAACGUCUGAAGGCUGCCGCCAUCAUCCGGGAGCGCAUCAGUGACACCAACUACGUCGUUGUCGUCGAACACGAUCUCGCUGUUCUCGACUAUCUGUCCGACUUCAUCUGUUGCCUGUACGGAGUCCCAGGAGUGUACGGAGUGGUCACCCUCCCAUCCGGAGUCCGCGAAGGAAUCAAUAUGUUCCUGGACGGAUUCAUCCGGACCGAGAACAUGAGAUUCCGUGAAUCUAAGCUGUCUUUCAAGACUUCCGAACAACAAGAGGAGAUCGUCAAACGCACCGGAACCAUCAAAUACCCGGCCAUGUCGAAGACACUCGGAAACUUCCAUUUGAACAUCGAGGCUGGAGAAUUCUCUGAUUCUGAAAUCAUUGUGAUGCUCGGAGAGAACGGAACUGGAAAGACUACCAUGAUCCGUAUGAUGGCUGGAUCAUUGAAGCCAGAGGACGAAGACACCGAACUGCCGCACGUGAGCAUUUCGUACAAACCACAGAAGAUCUCGCCGAAAACGGAGACAACUGUGCGGUACAUGUUACACGACAAGAUCCAGAACAUGUACGAGCAUCCACAAUUCAAGACUGAUGUCAUGAAUCCGUUGAUGAUGGAGCAAUUGUUGGACCGUAAUGUGAACGAACUUUCCGGGGGAGAGUUGCAGCGUGUCGCCCUUGCUCUGUGCCUCGGAAAGACUGCCAGUUUGUACCUGAUUGAUGAGCCGUCCGCCUAUCUCGAUUCGGAGCAACGUCUCCACGCCGCCAAGGUCAUCAAGCGAUUCAUCAUGCACGCUAAGAAGACGGCGUUUGUCGUUGAGCACGACUUCAUCAUGGCAACCUACCUGGCCGACAGAGUCAUCGUCUUCGAUGGACAACCUUCCGUCAAUACGAGAGCUUGCAGGUGAACUAUUUUCUUCGGAUAACCUAAUUAACAUGAAUACGCUGCAGACCGCAGUCGUUGAUCGAGGGAAUGAACCGAUUCCUCGCGAUGCUCGACAUCACUUUCCGCCGUGAUCAGGAGACGUAUCGACCGCGCAUCAACAAGAAGGAGUCGGUGAAGGACGUGGAGCAGAAGAAGAGCGGCCAGUACUUCUUCCUCGACGACAACUAA
Messenger RNA from Caenorhabditis sp. 36 PRJEB53466, 1979 nucleotides. The record is from the annotation of a GenBank genome assembly. NCBI's taxonomy places the organism in Eukaryota, Metazoa, Nematoda, Chromadorea, Rhabditida, Rhabditidae.